This is a messenger RNA of Nilaparvata lugens (brown planthopper), 1084 nucleotides long. RefSeq names its product EF-hand calcium-binding domain-containing protein 4A-like. Gene Ontology annotation, molecular function: calcium ion binding. Lineage: Eukaryota; Metazoa; Arthropoda; Insecta; Hemiptera; Delphacidae. The record is from RefSeq and is a predicted model, not a curated record.
UGUCAAACUGGAGAAUGUCAAUCUCCAAAAACUUAAGGAUGAAUAUCAGAAGGAGAUAAAACAACAACAGGAGGUGAUUCUGAGGUUACAAGGAGAAUUAGAAAAUACUAAAGCUGAAGAAGAAGCAAAAUGUAAAAGCUGUUUCCAUCAGGGCUUUCUAUUGGCACAGAAGCUGGCAGUUGCUGAAGAAAAUGGUCUACUCCAACAGCUAGCAAUGAUAAAAGAGAUGCAGUCGAUUCUGAGAAUAAUUACAACAGGAAAAAAGUAAGAAUUUGUAGAUGUUUCGGACUUGAAUAAUUCUUGUUGAUUUAUUAUAAUACAGUAAUAAUAUGAUAGAUGCAAAUGGAUAGAAUAACGAGACUAAUAGAUUCUAGUGUUUUCCUGUUCUGAUAUUAGUGUUUUUCUAGUUGUAUUUAGAAAAUUCUUAUCAUGUUUAGCUUCCAAUUAAUAGGAUAUAGGAUUCAUGGUAAUAAUUUGUACCUAAUUUAUGAUGUGCAAUAAUCAAAAUAAUUUAUUUUAAGACUGAAAUUGUGUUUUGAAUCGAUUUUUUCAUUUGUCUCUCAAAUGUCCCUUAACACAUUUUUGAUAAUAAUUUUAGAUGAACUUUUAUUUUCAAAAGUUCUGUUGUUGGUGUGAAUAAAGUGAUUCAUAAUAAUUUCAAAGGAGAAUAAACCGUUCAAGCUUGGAUAUGAAUCUUGAAAGAAUUUUCCCAAUCACUAAAUUAGGUCCUAGAAAUCUAUUAUUCAAAAUAUCAAAUGAUAGCAAAUCAAAUGGUACGAUACUACCUUGGUAUGGUACCGUAGGCUAAUGAUAAAAUAAUAGAUAAUGCAACAAAUAGUAAGACUAUUCAUAAUGCAUUCCAUAGUUUAAAACAGUUAACCCAGUUUGUGAUCAUUACAAGCUUACAAGAGGUCUUCAGCCAUAACAUUCUCUAUAAUAAUAAUAAUAAUGUUUAUGAUUAUUUCUGUUAAAUUCAAACGUAGUUACAAUACAGUUUUAUCUUGGCAAUCGUGUCCUUGAUGAAUAAACGGGUUUGGGCUGCCAAAAGUAGCUGGAUAGCUGAUACAUUGGUUCAAUGUACCUG